This is a messenger RNA of Salvia splendens (bonfire salvia), 1549 nucleotides long. RefSeq names its product actin-related protein 2. The record is from RefSeq and is a predicted model, not a curated record. The transcript has 15 exons. The coding region runs from base 158 to 1327 and encodes 389 amino acids. NCBI's taxonomy places the organism in Eukaryota, Viridiplantae, Streptophyta, Magnoliopsida, Lamiales, Lamiaceae.
UACAAUUGACUUUUAAUUGAAACAAACAUAUAAGUUAGUAUUAUGUGUUUAGUUUAGUUUAAAGAAUCAUCAAUUGUUGUUUGCUGAGUUUGAAAGCAAGAGAGUUGGUUAAAUCAGCUGAAAGUUUUGAUUUUGCUGGUGUUUCUGAGUGAUAUCAAUGGAUAGCCGUAACGUCGUCGUUUGCGACAACGGCACCGGUUAUGUGAAAUGUGGAUUUGCGGGGGAGAAUUUCCCAACAUCUGUGUUCCCUUGUGUUGUUGGAAGGCCAAUGCUUCGCUACGAAGAGUCUUUAAUGGAACAAGAGAUCACGGAUACUCUUGUGGGUGAUGCUUGUUUAAAGUGGCGGCAUCAAUUGGACAUAUCUUAUCCUGUCAACAAUGGAAUCGUUCAAAAUUGGGAUGAUAUGGGACAUGUGUGGGAUCAUGUGUUUUCUAGCGAACUAAAGGUAGAUCCUACGGAAUGUAAAAUCUUGCUUACUGAUCCGCCUCUGAAUCCGUCUAAAAAUCGUGAAAGGAUGGUUGAGGUUAUGUUUGAGAAAUACAAAUUUCAAGGUGUUUUCAUCCAAAUCCAGGCUGUUUUAACCUUAUACGCUCAAGGUUUGCUUACAGGACUUGUUAUUGACUCUGGGGACGGAGUCACUCAUGUGGUUCCAGUUGUUGAUGGAUACUCAUUUCCCCAUCUAACAAAACGAAUGAACGUAGCUGGGCGCCACAUAACAUCAUAUCUUCUUGAUUUGCUCAUGAGGAGGGGGUAUGCCAUGAACAGAAAUGCUGACUUUGAGACAGUGAGAAAUAUCAAAGAGAAGCUUUGUUAUAUAAGUUAUGAUUACAAAAGGGAGUAUCAGUUGGGACUUGAUACCACCAUCCUCGUAAAAAAUUAUACUCUCCCAGAUGGAAGGGUCAUUAAAGUUGGGAAUGAGCGAUUUCAAGCACCUGAGGCUCUAUUCUCUCCCGAGCUAAUAGAUGUCGAAGGAGAUGGAAUGGCUGAUAUGGUUUUUCGUUGCAUCCAGGAAAUGGAUAUCGACAAUAGGAUGAUGCUCUACCAGCACAUUGUCCUAAGCGGUGGAAGCACAAUGUAUCCUGGAUUACCUAGUCGCUUGGAGAAGGAAUUAUCGGAGCGUUAUCUUGAUUCUGUGUUGAAGGGAAAUAAGGACGGAUUGAAGAAACUAAGACUGCGUAUAGAGGAUCCACCACGAAGAAAGCAUAUGGUGUAUCUUGGGGGCGCAGUUCUUGCCGGAAUCAUGAAGGAUGCUCCAGAGUUCUGGAUUAGCAGACAAGACUAUUUGGAAGAGGGAGUUGCUUGUCUGAGCAAACUAGGCCAGGCAUGAGAUUCACCCCAUCAGUUUCCCGAUUCGCAGUUUCGAAUUCUCUAAUGGAAGCCAUAGAUAGCCAAGAAUCCAUAUAUUCAGCUAGAAGUUAAGGUAUUUUCAUGUAUAGUAUUUGUUAUCAAUAAAAAUGAAAGAUGUGCUUAUUUUGGAUGUCCAUUUUACAACAUUAUUCUCAUUAUUUCAUGCCCUUGAUAUCAACUUAAUAUUACUCUCUUCGUCCCA